Molecule: messenger RNA, 1266 nt
Organism: Aspergillus sclerotioniger CBS 115572
Lineage: Eukaryota; Fungi; Ascomycota; Eurotiomycetes; Eurotiales; Aspergillaceae
Product: pepsin-like aspartic protease
Exons: 3
Coding region: 1-1266 (421 amino acids)
Biological process (GO): proteolysis
Cellular component (GO): fungal-type vacuole
Molecular function (GO): aspartic-type endopeptidase activity
Source: RefSeq, a predicted model, not a curated record
AUGAAAUAUCUGCCUUUCUGGCUCGCCGGCUUCACACUCCAAUUAAUAGAGGCCCGUCCAUUUCGCUCACCCCAAACCAUCAAAUUAAGAAGCCAUGGGGGCCAGCGGGUCCGGUCCAGUCAUCCUGGCCGGGAGAAUGUGUCAUUGCGCGACUGGAUUGUGAAUACCGAUCUCCAGUGGUACAGUACCAUCCAAGUCGGCACUCCGCCACAGACCCUAACGGUCAUGUACGACACAGGCUCCACAGAGCUGGUUCUCCCGGGCAAGAACUGCAUAAACUGCGGCAGCCACACGCUGUUCGAAUCCAACAAAUCCAAAUCCUUCUCUCACACACCAAAUAUGAACCUGGUGGGCGAAUUCAGCACUGGCGCCACAACAGUCCCCCUCUCCACGUCCGAACUAGUGAAUUGCACCAUCAACAGCGACACCGUCACCCUCGGCGGACUCACCGCAUCCAACCAAUGGAUCAUCCUCUGCACCCAGUUCCCUUCUAUCUUCAAAGACCUCCCUAUGGACGGGAUCAUGGGGCUAGGAGUAGCCCCUCAGCCUACAACCGAUGAAUGUACCCCCACCUUCUGGUCCUGGUACUACAGCGGCCAACUAGCCGAGCCAAUUUUCUCCUUCUACUUCGUCCCGGGAGCAACCCACCACGCCGAGCUAACCCUAGGUGGAGUCGACCCAUCCAAAUACAUCGGUCCCAUAGCCUAUGCCAAUCUGAACCAAAAUGUGAGCAUCCUCUCCUCAGCCUACGUCCUAGAUUUCCUAGGGCUCUACAUCAACGACCGGCCGGUCUUCACUACCAGCAACUACACCAGCGGCAUCCCAGGCGGCCAACCCGCGCCUUUCGCCUCGGGCCUUCUGGCCCUCGACACCGGGACUGCCUUUCUCCAGACACCUGAUAAGCAGACCGCAGAGGAAAUCUACAGACAAAUAUCUCCAUAUAUCACACAAAUCGACCCAGCCGGUGCAUGGGGAGCACCCUGUCCUAUUCUGGAUGCCAUAGCAACGGACAUAACCUUCCGUAUUGGAGGUGGCGGUCCGCCAAUUACCCUUCCACGCGAGUUCUUCAACUUGGGGGAGUACCCCGGACAGCCAGGGAUCUGCCAGGCUGUGUUCAACAAUCCAACUGAUCCCAUGGAAGAUCCCACCGGUCAGGGACGUGCAGUGUGGUUGGUAGGAUCUCCUCUACUGAAAGCGUAUUAUACCGUGUGGAAUGGCCUAGAUCUUCAAGUCGGGUUCGCACAGCCAUUGCCACCAUGGCUUUAG